AUGUCUGAAAAUAAGGAGAGACUGAAGAUUCUCGCCCUUGAUGGCGGCGGUGUCAAGGGCCUAUCAUCAUUGCUUAUACUAGAGAGAAUCAUGGCAAGGGUUGGUGCCAAGAUGAAAAGGCCUGACUUGCAACCAUAUCAGUACUUUGACAUCAUUGGCGGAACGAGCACUGGAGGAAUUAUUGCCCUUAUGUUAGGCCGUAUGAGGAUGACUGUCGAAAGCUGCAUCGCCGAGUAUCAGAAGCUUGGGAAGAUUGUCUUCGGGGAGCCCCGGGGCCUCUUUCACGAAAACAUGUUUGAUGCGAAAGUCCUUGAAGAGCAGACAAAGAAAGUGGUGAAGAAGUACCUUGGGGAUGAGAAUGAUCCUCUACUUGAUCCACUUGGAGAUGAUGCGUGCAAGACCGUCGUCUACACCCUCCCGUACAGAGGUGCAACGCCUGAGGAGCCAGAGGCCCUGCGGACCUACAUUAACGUCAAUAUCAACCCUAGGCCCAAACCCUGGACUAUCUGGGAAGCGGUGCGCGCCACCUCAGCCGCUACAACCUUCUUCGAGCCCUUCAUACACGGCCAGUCUGGCAGCGAGAUCCGGUAUAUCGACGCUGGGUUGGGCUUCAACAACCCUGCCGAUCUCGUGCUUGAGGAGGCUACGUCGCUGUGGACCGACAAUGGCUACCUCGAUCCAGAACGCGACAUUGGAUGCUUUCUGACCAUCGGCACGGGCAUCAGUAGCGUCACACGUAUGGACAAGAAGACCAUCACAGAGGCCAUCACUGCCAAGGUUAGAAAGCCAGUGCAGGCUGUAGAGGUGUUAAUGAAAAUUGGAACUGGUACAGGGCCUACACAUAGGAACGUGGCACGGCGCUUCAACCCUACCAGCAAUGUGUACCAGCGUUUCGAUGUGGAUCAGGGCAUUCAGGCCGUCAAUCUCUUUGAGCACGAGAGACGCGAGGACAUUGAGGUCGACACGAAUGCGUAUUUAAGAAAACAUUCUAUAGGUGUGCAGUUGUCGCAGGCUGUAGAGAAGAUGAAGGUCCUCGGUCUUCGAACACCCGAGUUAAUGGGGGAUCGGAAGGAAGGGGGGGAAGUUUAUUCGGUGGGGGAAAAUGGAGAUGUCGACGACCAGAAGCUCAGGGACCGAUUUGAAGCACUGAGGAUAUCCAAACUGGAUUUCCAACGUCAUGCAAAGCACUGGAAGUCAAAGAUUUCUGUGAAUCAAGGCCGAGGUAGUCAAUAUUAUUAUCUCCUAUACAAAGAAAUCGGCCAUGUCCCAUACCUAUGGAACACUUUCGUUCAGGCAGAUCUGCUCGACAAACGCUACAGAGGCAUCCUCGCCAGACGACUUCCCCAAGCCGACGAGUGGCAACUCUGCUUGCGUGGAAACCUUGCGCGGAUAGCCUACGGCGUCGGACAGGAGGAUCUAGAAACGACUGUCACUCGGCUAACUCUAGCUUACGAGGGACUGAGGGAUACCUUCCGAAUAUACCGUCAGCUCUUCCACACCGCCCAGCAAGUGUUUGGUGAGACGAGCGUGACAUACUGUUGGGCUGCGAAACGAUUGGGAGCUUUGCUAGAGCUCUGGGGGUGUCAGAGUGAGGCUUUGGACUUGUACAUUGAGGCACGGGCUGGCAAGUUGAGUUGGUUUACAACUGAUCACUGGUCUACUAAGUGGCUAGAGAACAAGAUCGCCGCACUAAGACACGCGCUUGUCGCACGCCAGAAGCCUGAAUAA
Molecule: messenger RNA, 1728 nt
Organism: Aspergillus piperis CBS 112811
Lineage: Eukaryota; Fungi; Ascomycota; Eurotiomycetes; Eurotiales; Aspergillaceae
Product: FabD/lysophospholipase-like protein
Exons: 6
Coding region: 1-1728 (575 amino acids)
Biological process (GO): arachidonate metabolic process
Cellular component (GO): membrane
Source: RefSeq, a predicted model, not a curated record